Cladophialophora psammophila CBS 110553 is the source of this 615-nucleotide messenger RNA. RefSeq lists its product as uncharacterized. Lineage: Eukaryota; Fungi; Ascomycota; Eurotiomycetes; Chaetothyriales; Herpotrichiellaceae. The record is from RefSeq and is a predicted model, not a curated record. The transcript has 2 exons. The annotation marks the transcript as partial.
UUUCUCUGCCUACGAAGCAAACCCCCAGUCUUUUCGAUGGCGCCUCCUGUUCUCCCUCUACCCGGAGGCAGAUCAGGCUCGCGGUCUCCACGAAUGCAGAAGUCGCGCAACCCAUCACGGAGAGACAAAGUUCGUCAAGGCAAACUGAUACGCAGCUGGACGGACGAAGAGGAAUCCUUUCUAUUCCGGAGUCGAACGCAAGGCCAGAAACUACCCUACAAGCACAUCGCCAAUCGUUUAGACAAGACUGAGCUGGCAUGUCGUGUUCAUUGGCAUCAUAUGACAGUUGGUCGAAAAGGCCAUCGCGCCGAUGAAUUUGACGAUGACAACGUCUCUGAUAACAGUGACGGGUCGGGCCCAUCGACAGCCCCGUCUGCAGGCCAAUUUCCAGCGCGCAGUGGCUCUGACAAUGCCCAACAAGAGCCAAGUCUCUCGUACACAACAUCACCAAGACCCUGCACGCUACCGAGCUUCGAAACCUUCAUUCGAGACACAUUCCACCAACGAAGCACCUCGUCGCCGGGGUCUCUUGUGGGUGACGACGUGGACGAUGGUGCAAGAGAGCGACAACUGCCAAACAGUAACAGAUCAUUACGGACACUUUCUGGGUCGUGG